Molecule: messenger RNA, 2274 nt
Organism: Daphnia pulex (common water flea)
Lineage: Eukaryota; Metazoa; Arthropoda; Branchiopoda; Diplostraca; Daphniidae
Product: beta-galactosidase-1-like protein 2
Exons: 13
Coding region: 16-2160 (714 amino acids)
Biological process (GO): carbohydrate metabolic process
Cellular component (GO): vacuole
Molecular function (GO): beta-galactosidase activity
Source: RefSeq, a predicted model, not a curated record
UUAUUAGUAACACUGAUGCGGAGGUGCCUAUUUGAUGUUUACGUUCGAUUGAAUGUCACGUUGGCAAAAUAUCUUUGGCGUUUCUCGGUUGUCCAGUUUCGAGUUUUGAGCUGGGCUGUAUCUGUUCAUAAAAAGGAGGCAUUCAAAAUGGAGAUUGACACUGCACAGCAAGGGAAAGAACUUCCACCAACUUUAUAUGAGCAUUACACUCUGGGUGGUGUCACGUCAGGUUUAGUUCCAACUUCUAAUGGUUUCCUGCUGAAUGGCAAGCCAUUUCGGAUUUUUAGUGGUGCAAUCCAUUACUUCCGUGUCCACCCUGCUUACUGGAAAGAUAGGCUAAGGAAACUAAGGGCAGCUGGUAUAACAGCUGUAGAAACGUAUGUGGCUUGGAAUUUGCAUGAACCUCAAAAGAAUGUGUUUGACUUUGGCAAAGGAAACAAUGAUAUGUCAAAUUUUUUGGAUUUGAAAUUGUUUAUUCAAACAGCUUAUGAGGAAGAUCUCUUUGUAAUCCUGAGACCAGGGCCUUACAUAUGUUCAGAAUGGGAUUUUGGAGGUUUACCCAGUUGGCUGUUGAGAGAUCCUACAAUGCAUGUGAGAACAUCAUAUGGCCCAUAUGUUGAUAGAGUUGAAAAAUAUUUAGAAAAACUGAGUAAUCUUGUGAAUCACAUGCAAUUCACUUCGUCUUACGGUAGAGGCCCUAUCAUCGCUUUUCAGGUUGAAAAUGAAUAUGGAUCGUUUGGUUAUCAAGACCACCCCCGAGAUAAGGCCUACCUUCAGCAUUUGUCAGACAAAAUGAAAAGCUUGGGACUUAAAGAGCUUUUUUUUACUUCCGACUCCCCCGCUAGGUAUCUUGACUGGGGCUCUAUUCCUGGUGUGCUGCAGACUGCCAACUUUCAAAGCGGUGCAACUCAAGAAUUUAAAAUGCUACAAGAGCUGCAACCUAAUAUGCCUUUGAUGGUUACUGAAUUUUGGAGCGGAUGGUUUGAUCACUGGACCCAAGAUUUUCGAAAGGGAUUAAAGCUUAAAGACUUUGAAACAAGUUUGAUGGAAAUUUUGAGCUUUGAUGCUUCAGUUUCCUUCUACAUGUUUCACGGCGGUACAAACUUUGGCUUCAUGAAUGGUGCAAACGUUAGAAAGGAGUACCCUGGGGGAUACUUACCUGACAUAACAAGCUAUGAUUACGAUGCUCCUUUAUCGGAAGCCGGAGAUUAUACAGACAAAUACGAAGCUAUUGUCCGUCUCAUUAACUCUGCAUUAGCCGUCCACACUCGCUUACCGCAGCGGCCCGCAGAAAUGCCCAAAAAAGCAUACGACAGCAUUGCAAUCGAUUCGUACCUUUCUUUCACUGAUAUGUUGGAUCAAGUGCCAAAGGAUUUAAUCACCUCAAGCGAUAAAACCCUAUCAAUGGAAGAGUUACCGGUUAAUAAUUUAAAUGGCCAGUCUUAUGGAUUCGUCGUUUAUCGCAACCAUGUUGUUGUGAAAAACGCCAGCACUUUGCUGGUUCGCGGUCACAUUCGUGAUUUCGCCCAAGUGUUAGUUAAUGGACAGUUACAAACACCUCCGGUUAAAUCACUAAAUGAUCUUGAAGCUUUCGGUUCUUGGUGCCCUAGGGAUGCCAUGUUUCAAUUUGGCUCAUGGAGACCUCUCGAUGAAGACCCACAUCCAUCCGUAAUUGAUAUCGUUGUGGAGAACAUGGGACGGGUUAACUUUGGCGAACCGCAUGAUUUCAUCCAGAAAAAAGGAUUGUGGGAAGGGCAUGUUAGCCUCGAUAGCAUUCGCCUAUCGGAUUGGAAGAUAAUUCCGUUAGAAUUCAAAAGUGACUGGGUUAGAAAUCUGAAAAACUGGAAUCCUUUUAGCAAAAGAUCUGCGGGUCAGCCAGGGCCUUUGCUGGUCCGCGCUUCAUUAAUUGUGCCAGAGCCGAUAUCCGACACUUUUAUUGACAUGUCGUCUUGGGGAAAAGGCGUUGUUUUCGUCAAUGGUUUUAACUUGGGGCGCUAUUGGUCUUACAUGGGGCCACAAAAAACACUCUAUCUUCCAGCGCCUUUGCUCAAACGUGGAGAAAAUACGAUUGUGAUAUACGAGCAAUUUUCUCCGUCCACCAAGGUGAAGUUCACUGAUAAGCCCAUUCUGGGAGAACCAAGGGCUGAAUCAGUCUCAUAAAAAUCAUGGCUGUUCAUUUCAAUUGAUAAUUGUAAGAUCUGACAGAUUUGAUAUUAAAAUUAAAACAAAAACAAUAUACAGUAUUACACAGUAUUACACGGUAUUAUGGUAUUA